Cavia porcellus (domestic guinea pig) is the source of this 10641-nucleotide messenger RNA. RefSeq names its product adenylate cyclase 1 (gene Adcy1). Gene Ontology annotation, molecular function: adenylate cyclase activity. The transcript is spliced from 20 exons. Gene Ontology annotation, cellular component: plasma membrane. NCBI's taxonomy places the organism in Eukaryota, Metazoa, Chordata, Mammalia, Rodentia, Caviidae. The coding region runs from base 16 to 3360 and encodes 1114 amino acids. Gene Ontology annotation, biological process: intracellular signal transduction; adenylate cyclase-activating G protein-coupled receptor signaling pathway; cAMP biosynthetic process. The record is from RefSeq and is a predicted model, not a curated record.
CUGCAUGGCGCUGGGAUGUCGGGGGCGCCGCGCGGCGGAGGUGGGGGCGAGCCCGGGGGUGCGGAGCGGGCGGCCGGGCCGGGCGGCCGGCGCGGGCUCCGGGCGUGUAGCGAGGAGUUCGCGUGCCCCGAGCUGGAGGCACUGUUCCGCGGCUACACGCUGCGGCUGGAGCAGGCGGCCACCCUGAAGGCGCUGGCUGUGCUGAGCGCACUGGCGGGAGCGCUGGCGCUGGGCGAGCUGCUGGGCGCGCCGGGGCCCGCGCCCGGCCUGGCCCGCGGGUCGCACCCGGUGCACUGCGCGCUCUUCCUGGCGCUGCUCGCGGUCACCAACGUGCGCUCGCUGCGGGCGCCGCGCCUGCGGCAGGUGGCCCGGCUGGCGCUGCUGCUCAGCCUCACCUUCGCGCUGCUCUGCUGCCCGCUGGCGCUCGGCGGACCCGCGCGGGGCCUGGCCGGGGCGGCCGAGGGCUCGGCGGCCGCGGAGCAGGGCGUGUGGCAGCUGCUGUUGGUCACCUUCGUGUCCUACGCCCUGCUGCCCGUGCGCAGCCUGCUGGCCGUCGGCUUCGGGCUCGUGGUGGCCACCUCGCACCUGCUGGUCACAGCCACCCUGGUCCCCGCCAAGCGCCCGCGUCUCUGGAGGACGCUCGGGGCCAACGCGCUGCUCUUCGUGGGCGUGAAUAUGUAUGGCGUGUUUGUGCGCAUUGUGACAGAGCGCUCACAGAGGAAGGCCUUCCUGCAGGCCCGUGGCUGCAUCGAGGACCGCCUGCGGCUGGAGGAUGAGAACGAGAAGCAGGAGCGGCUGCUCAUGAGCCUCCUGCCCCGGAAUGUUGCCAUGGAGAUGAAGGAGGACUUCCUGAAGCCCCCCGAGAGGAUUUUCCACAAGAUUUACAUCCAGAGGCACGACAACGUGAGCAUCCUGUUUGCAGACAUCGUAGGCUUCACAGGCUUGGCGUCCCAGUGCACGGCGCAGGAGCUGGUGAAACUGCUCAACGAGCUCUUCGGCAAGUUUGACGAGUUAGCCACGGAGAACCACUGUCGCCGCAUCAAGAUCCUUGGUGACUGCUACUACUGCGUGUCUGGCCUCACCCAGCCCAAGACUGACCACGCCCACUGCUGCGUAGAGAUGGGGCUCGACAUGAUUGACACCAUCACGUCUGUGGCUGAGGCCACCGAGGUGGACCUGAACAUGCGUGUGGGGCUGCACACCGGCAGGGUCCUCUGUGGCGUACUUGGCCUGCGCAAGUGGCAGUAUGACGUGUGGUCCAAUGAUGUGACCCUGGCCAAUGUCAUGGAGGCCGCUGGCCUGCCGGGGAAGGUUCACAUCACAAAGACCACCCUCGCCUGCUUGAACGGAGACUACGAGGUGGAGCCGGGCCAUGGCCAUGAGAGGAACAGCUUCCUGAAGGCACACAACAUCGAGACCUUCUUUAUUGUGCCGUCCCAUCGGAGAAAGAUUUUCCCGGGCCUAAUCCUCUCGGACAUCAAGCCAGCCAAGAGGAUGCGAUUCAAGACCGUGUGCUACCUGCUGGUGCAGCUCAUGCAUUGCCGGAAGAUGUUCAAGGCUGAGAUCCCCUUCUCCAACGUCAUGACUUGUGAGGACGAUGACAAGCGGCGGGCACUGAGGACAGCCUCGGAGAAGCUCCGGAACCGCUCGUCUUUCUGCGCCAACGUGGUCUAUACCACGCCGGGCACGCGGGUCAACAGGUACAUCAGCCGGCUGCUGGAGGCGCGGCAGCCUGAGCUGGAGAUGGCGGACCUGGACUUCUUCACGCUCAAGUACAAGCAGGCGGAGCGCGAGCGCAAGUACCACCAGCUGCAGGAUGAAUACUUCACCAGCGCCGUAGUCCUCGCCCUCAUCCUGGCUGCCUUAUUUGGCCUUAUCUACCUUCUGGUAAUCCCACAGAGCGUGGCUGUCCUGCUCCUGCUAGUGUUCUGCAUCUGCUUCCUGGUUGCCUGUGUGCUGUACCUGCAUGUCACCCGGGUCCAGUGUUUUCCAGGGUGCCUGACGAUUCGGAUCCGCACUGUCUUGUGCGUCUUCAUAGUGGUCUUAAUCUAUUCUGUGGCCCAAGGAUGUGUGGUGGGCUGCCUGCCCUGGUCUUGGAGCUCAAGGUCCAACAGCUCCCUGGUGGUCCUGGCAUCUGGUGGCCGGCGCACCGUGCUGCCUGCCCUGCCCUGCGAGUCUGCCCACCACGCCCUGCUCUGCUGCCUGGUGGGCACCCUCCCGCUAGCCAUAUUCCUGCGGGUGUCCUCCUUGCCAAAGAUGAUCCUGCUGUCCGGGCUCACCACGUCCUACAUCCUCGUCUUGGAGCUCGGCGGCUACACCAAGGCCGGGGGUGGAGCCAUCUCUGGGCGCAGCUAUGAGCCCAUCAUGGCCAUCCUGCUCUUCUCCUGCACACUGGCCCUGCAUGCCAGGCAGGUGGACGUCAGGCUGCGGCUGGACUACCUCUGGGCAGCACAGGCAGAAGAGGAGCGGGAUGACAUGGAGAGGGUGAAGCUGGACAACAAGAGGAUCCUCUUCAACCUCUUGCCGGCCCACGUGGCACAGCACUUCCUCAUGUCCAACCCCCGGAACAUGGAUCUGUAUUACCAGUCCUACUCCCAGGUGGGAGUCAUGUUCGCAUCCAUCCCCAACUUCAACGACUUCUACAUCGAGCUGGAUGGCAACAACAUGGGGGUGGAGUGUCUGCGGCUGCUCAACGAGAUCAUCGCAGACUUUGAUGAGCUCAUGGACAAGGACUUUUACAAGGACUUAGAGAAGAUCAAGACCAUCGGGAGCACCUACAUGGCUGCAGUGGGACUGGCACCCACCUCGGGGACCAGGGCUAAGAAAUCCAUCUCUUCCCACCUUUGCACGCUGGCCGACUUUGCUAUUGAGAUGUUUGACGUCCUGGACGAAAUCAACUACCAGUCCUACAACGACUUUGUCCUCCGAGUUGGCAUCAAUGUCGGCCCGGUGGUAGCUGGGGUAAUCGGUGCGCGCAGACCCCAGUACGACAUCUGGGGAAACACAGUCAACGUGGCCAGUCGUAUGGACAGCACCGGGGUUCAGGGCAGAAUCCAGGUGACGGAGGAGGUGCACAGGCUGCUGCGGAAGUGCCCCUACCACUUCGUGUGCCGAGGCAAAGUCAGUGUCAAGGGCAAGGGGGAGAUGCUGACCUACUUUCUGGAGGGCAGGACUGAUGGGAACGGCGGCCAUGGCCGGCCCAUGCACCUGGAGCGGAGGGUGUAUUCUUAUGGGGGAGCUGGAGGCCAGGCCAGACGGCCGCCGCUGGGCCCUGCCCCUGGCCCCCCAGUUAGGGCCGGGCUCCCCCCAGCAUCCCCUGGCCCAUACCCGCCGGCCACGGCAGCAGGGAGGGAGGCUUAGUGGACCCAUGUGGGCCACUGGAGGAGCGUGCAGGAUGACAUGGGCCACCGUGGCCCUGGCCAGGCCCAGCCAAAUGAGCAGAGCGGGGAGCCCAUGGCCGGCUGCAGAAGGAGCACUGCCCACAUGGCCAACAGGAGCUGUGCCUGCGCUACCCUGACCUGCCCAGGUCUAGCUGGCAUCGGCACUGGGACUUUCGGGAUGUCUGCUGUGGAGGUCUGGCUGGCCAUGGGACCGAAGAGCCGCCACAGGAGAGCCCUAGGCUGGCACCAGGCUGGCGCCAGGUGAGAGGUUCAAAGCUGCCUCACAUGGCCCGGGGAGCAGGUCUGUGCUACGAGCCAGAGGCAGGUCUUCUGGGUCCUCCAGGCGCAGCCCCUCUGUCGUUGGCCAGCACCAGCCACUCAUCCUGUCUGUGUGUCCCCUGCUCUGCCGCUGAGCCUGGCUCCCGUGACACGUGGGUGCCACCUGCAUGUCACUGUCUUGACAUGAGAACCGGCGCCUAUCCUGCUUUUCUCCGAGGUUUGUAGGAUCCUGGGUGUUGAACGGAAUCCAAGUUCCCAUGAGUCAUGUUCCCUGAGGGAAGACAUUGCUUACUGGGGACGUCAUCGCUUGUGAAGUGUGUGGCCCUGCUACAGUUGCAGAGAGAGGCUGCAGGGGCCUGGUGGACACCUGGGACCUCACAGCUGUGCUCCCUGGUGACCUCAGUGGAGACGAAGACAGAGGAAGUGGGUGACAGGACUGGCAGGGUGGCAGGAGGUAUCUGGCCAGAGUUGUCCCCAUGCUGGGGACCUCUGUCCUUGCUCCUAAGAAGGGAGGUGGUAGAAAUAGAACAGGGCUGGUCCAUGCAGGGACCUUGGCCAGGGGACUUCUGGAGGAAAGGUGGCUGGCAGAGACUGUGGGGGGCAGGUGGGCUGAGCCCUGUCCUCUCCUAGUGGUAGGGGCCCCUCUCGCUGCUCCCCAGAGCUCCCACUUCGGUCCCUGGACGAGUCCCUGUCCAGGUGGUGGUGGUGUCACCUGGACUAGCCCUGGGUUAGUUGUGUGGCCAGCAGGGGCCACCAGGGCAACACUUGGGGCAGACUGACCUGGCCCCAUGGGGCUGGGACGGAGGUGGGUGAGUCUGUGGCUUUGGCCUCUCCUUGUGCUGGAGCUGCUCUCAGGCUCUUCUCUGACUUUGGGGAGUCCAUCUGAGUCUAGCAGGAUGCUUCAGGCUGCUGCCAGGGAUCCUGAGGUCCAAUGGCCUUGUCUGGUCAUCAGUCUGACCGAGCCCUGGCCUGAUGACCUGCCUGGGGCAUCACCACCCUCCUCUGGCCUCUGCCUUGUCUCUGUUUCCAUCUGUCUUGUCUUUGGGAUGCCUGGCUCUUCCCAUGGGCUUUUAUCAUGUCUGUCUGUCCUACCAGAUGUGAAGCAGUCAGCUGGGACAGGGGCACAGGGCAAGCAGGGGUAUGGCAGGGUGAUGGCCCGUAGGCUGAUGGGAAGGGCAGAGUGCCCAGCACAGCCUGGUACCACUCUGCUCCCCCAUGUGACUGCAGGGCUGUGCGGGUAGGGACAGAGGAAUGGCCACAGCCUGUGUGUGUCCCAUCAGAGCAUCAAGGGGCUUUGCAAGGGUUGGGGUAGGAGCCUGAGGGGCCAGUGGGAGCCCUGGACUGUCCAGCACACCAUGACAUGUGGCCCACGGCCCUCAGAAGUGGAGAAGGGAACAGGAGAGAUUCAAAGCAUGGCUAGGGCUGAGCCCUGCUUGAAAUCGAGGUGUCACAGAACGACUCACGGUUGCCCCCUGCCCUUGCCAGUGAGGAGCAAGGGUGUUGCUUCCACAACCCCAGGGAGUAGAAUUUGGCACAACCUGAACGGACAAUGGCAGAGUGACCCAGUGCCACCUGGUAGGAGUCCAGCCAAGUGACACCUGGAUUGACACACAGAGCCAAGUUGGCCACCACACAGGACCAGGGCCCAGGGUGCACAGCACUUCAUGGUUGUGUGCCCCCAACAUGCGCUGCACCAGACUGUUCUGUGGGGCCACCUGGAGGCCUGGCCAGGGGCAGACAUCUCCCUCUCCAUCAGCAGCAGCUCCAAACCCCACCUCCCUCCUCCGAGGUCAGGAGCCGCGUUCAGCCAUACGUUCCUUGGGGUUUGGUAAAAAACCACUUAACUUCCUUUUUGUUUGUGAUAAACUUGUAUUAUAUUGCCUUAUUUAUUUUUAAUCUUGUACAGUAUUCAUGUACAAACGUUAGAGCCAUCCGGGUAGGAGUCUCUCAAAAUUAUUUAUUUUAAGAUGCUCUGUACAUAGUGCACCACUUACAGGUGCUGCCUGUCACUCGUACCAAAAAUGAGGAAAAGCCCAGCUCCUCCCUGUUAGCCCCAUGUGCUUGGUGACAAUGCCGGGGCACUUGGGAAAUGGCCCUGUGUGUCCCCUCUUCGCAUGCCUCCCGUGCCUGCCACCAUAGAGUAGAACACAGCCCCAGAAUGCUUCCAGAUGCUUCCACGGGCCGCGCCGAUCCAAGCCGGCCCACUCCUGGGGUGCCCAUGCCCUGCAAAUGGACGCCCCACACCCAGCAGCCCAGUUGUCAGCCCGUGUGUUUCUCAGACUCUGAAGCCACAGGGUGUCCCGACCCUUCUGUCACAGAUGCAAUAACUGGAACUCUAUGCUGUAGAGCCCAAUCUGGCCCUCGCAGAGGGGCCUUCCAGAGACAAGCCAUGUGCAGGAGUUUGCGGAAUGGACUGCCCAUCCCAGGGCCCCACUGCCCCACACUGGCCUUUGCGUUCCUGGGGUCCAGCCUAGCAUCCCAGGCGAGUGGCCAGAUGCAGCCUGGGUCCCCAUGCUCUUGUGCAGAGAGCAGGGAGGUGGCAGCCCCCCACCCCUGUGCAGCCUCUUCCUAACCUGAAUGUCAGCGCUGCUCUCCUGAGAUCACUAGCGUCCAGCAUUAGAAAAGGAUGGUUCCCGGGGCUGUCUGCGCUGCACCGUGCCAGAACCCAAGCAGGUCACCCGGGUGAGCCUGAGGGUGGUUGGGAAAGGCUGGGGUGCCCAGGUCGAUAGGGAAGAUGGGGAGCCUGGGCUUGGCAGGACAAGGUCAACCUCCAGCCCUCCGGGUUUUAUUAGCAUUUCAUAGGAAGGCUGUGCCGCAGUCCUAACAGCAACCCGGAAAGAUUGCGUUCUGCUUGAAGCUUUGUGAACAAUAGCAUGGAGGCUGUGUUGAGGGUACCCUGGGCAGGGCUGGCUCCAGGACCCCUGAGUCCUGGGACUUUGUUCCCUGCCCAUGUAGGGUUCGAAUCCAGCAGGGAGGCUCAGAUGUAAGGCAGGAGGAACUGCGCAUGUUCCACCCACGCGUGUCCAACAGCUCGGGUCCACCGGGGUGCGAAAGUGCCACUCAGGCCCCACGCUCCGAAAUCCAGCAGGUCUGACCGCUGCGCCUGCAGGAAUCCUGGAUGCAGAUGUUACUGGCUUCGGCAUUGCUUCGGUUCAUGGACAUGCAUGCGCGCGUGCGCAUGCACACACGCAUGCACGCACACGACCUUCUUGGAGGCGAUUGGCUUUAGAACUAAGUGUGGUGAAAUCAAGGAAGAGGGCAGUGCAGCUCUUUGGCCCAGGAGCCCCGCUAUCCCCUCCUGCAGUUGCUUUGAGAGCUCAUGUUGUGUCCCGCGUCAUUCCCAUUGAUCCUGAUCCGCAGGUUUGAGAGCAAGCCUGUGAUGGCUUCCUCAGGUGGUGUCCUGGGGUCGUGUUUGCCUUUGCCCGGUAGGCUAGGGCUAGAGGAGGUGCCCUGGCUGCACUUAAAUCAGACUCUGGGAUGUGGGGGGCCCGGAGGCCAGCAGGCAGGAUCGGGGGCUGCGGUGGGGCUGGUCCAGGUGUGUGGAGGUUAAUUUUCCUGGCUCUGGCCUUCGUGUUGAACGUAGGAUGACAAAGAGAGGUCUCCUUCGAGGAACUCAGGUCCCCAACUGUUGGCACGUAAACUUUUCCAUGCCCUUUGGCACCCAAGAGGAAAUGCCAUGGUCAAAUGGCAGAGUGGGCAAGGCGGGCAGGAUGGGCACAGAGUCACUUGGCCUCCACUGCCGGGUAAGUCAGCCAGAGCAUGUGGGUUGAGACCCAGGUCGGAUGGACCCAGCUGAUGACAACUGCCUGGGGUCCCGGCCAAGGCACUGUGUGGGCAGCAUGCAGCAGGUGAUGGUGCCCAGCGCUGUCCUCUCACAGGGUCAGGCACCUCGAGCAAAAUCCCGGACCACAGGGCCUGCAGGUUGGAGUCAGCGUCAGGCCCAGGGGCUGCCUCCCCUCGAGAUUCCCCUAGGGCACUCUGGAAAGUGUCCGGGCAUUUUCUACCUUAUCCUCUCAGGGCCACAGCCUGUGAAGGCAGGUCCGGUCAUAGGAUGUGAGGUCCCUGCCACCAUUACCAAUUUCAGGCAUCACAUUUAGGGGGCUGGGGUCCCUAAGCUAUGUGCUGUUAGAUGUUUGCAUUUUUAAGGUUUCUUGCAAGGUUAAUGAAUUUAGUUCCACAUUCGACCUGUUUAUUGUAUUUUGAAAUCUUACUGGACUAGACGCCAGCUUAGUUCAAAUCGGCGUGUGUCUGCAUGUUUGUGUGUCUCUGUGUGUGCGUGCGUGCCAGUGCACGUUUCACUGCAUGAGCAAAACAAAAAUGACCUGUUCUGGGGACUAAUGUGGGUUCAUAGAAGGAGCAAAAUUUGAAUAAAGCCAGAUGCCUGGCAUCCCAGCCUCCCAACCUCAAACUUCACUGGAGGAGGCAGCGGUAGGGACAAGGACAGGGACAUUCAGACACCCAGUGGUGUGUGACCCCGGGGGAGGUCGCCGAGGCCCUGUCCACCAACAGUUGCUGAGUCUCUUUGAUUUUUUUUUUUUAAAGUAUCUGCAACAUCUGCACUGAGGCAAGGAGACCUGGGCUCUAAAUUCGCCUGCUGGUUUGCCGAUUUGGUUUUGGGUUUUCUUGGCACACGCAUGACCUGUGAGAUCUCCAUGAGGGUGGAGUCCCUACAGGGGAGGUGAGUGGGACCGAGCCUCGGUCUCUAUGUUCCCUUCCCCAGUCACAGAGCCGACCUGAGGUCUGGGGAUGUCGCCUCAGUGGACACGUGGCCUUCCUGGCUUGUGGCUCACUGCUGGCUGUAAGACAAGUCUUAAACAUCAGACAGUGGCUGCUGUUGUGCCCUUGUUACCAAGGACUCCGUCCUCGGGGCUGGUCACUUCAGAUCCAAUUCCAUCAUCCUUUGCAAAGGCACCGAGUUCCUCCUGGUGGGAUCCACUGUGUCCCAUGCUCAGCACCACCCUCAUGUCCAGUGGACACGGGACUCCGUGGGCCUUUGGUUGGGGUCUCCCUGCUGCCCGCUGUCUGUGGACAAGACCCGGUGAUGGUGGUGGUGUUGUAUGGAGGAUCUGAGGCCUAGAGGGCUGGGGGGACCUGAGGGACGCAUUCCACAGCUCUGCCAUGCGAGGCCAGGCCUCAGCCUGUGCUCUGUCCAUCCCAGCAGUUUCCAUUGCUUCAAGGGUCUCUGUACUGAGGGUGGAACCCACACAGGCUGCGUUGGACCUGAUGAGGACAUCAGCUGGUCACACAAUGUGUGCAUGGUGCAGGAGGGGACUCCCAGGGCCCUGAGCCCCUGUCCUUGGAGCCUGUGUCCAGUCCUCACUGGCUCCGAGGUCCUUGACCAAGCCACAUUCCUCCUUGGAUGUUACUGAGUCCCACAAGGCAAUGCGACACCAGGACUCACACAUCCCUUCUUUGGCAGACUGUGUUUUAUUCCCUCCAGCUUGUUUUGAAAUACAGCCUGUAUAAAAAAUGCAUAGAAUCUCCUUAGCCAGGGAGGAUGGCUGCAGCCUUUCCUGGGGGCAAGUCUUGAUGACAUCAAGAAGGGACAGAACCAUGCCACCCCCACAUGACACAGGCCUCACUUAUGCAAGUGCAGGUUGGGGACGUCUGGGGCUUGGGGAAGCCUGACAGUUGUGUCCACUGUUUCUCCUUCCUCCGUGCAGGCGGGACAUGGGUGGCCAAGUGCUUUCCCAGGGGCUGGAGAGUGUGGGGGGAGCAGAGCUGCCUGAGAGUGGUCAUCAGCACAGAGGUGAUUAGGACGGUUGGCGAGGGAAAGACCUGGUCAUCGCGCCGGUCCCGGUGCCUGUCUCUGUCUCCUGGCACCAGGCAGUGCCAGCAUUCACAUGGGUUGCUUUCCAAAACUGCUUUCAGCUGCUUACUGAAAGUGGGUCUUUAAUCAGCUCAUUUCCUGCAUUGACUCCAGGGAGAGCUAGGAGGUCCCCUGGGGCUCGGCGGAGCUGUGCAGGGGCCAGCUCGUACAGGGGCUCACAUGGUUCCCACAGGCCCGAUGGCAGCCAGAACUUGUCUCUCUAUCCCACCAGCACCCCCUGCUCAACCCCAGGCCCUGGGCACACGAAGCACAAGUCUCAGGGGACCUCCCCCAUGCUGUGGGAAUCCCGAGGACACCCACAGCGCCUCCUGCACACCCCAGGGGGUGGACUCAUAGACCACCAAGGGCACACACGCCUGGUGUGGAAGGGCCACUAUGCUGCCUCGGUCGCUGUCCACACUGCUCACACCAAGCCAUUUGCACUCCAGAAUUGCAUGCUGUGACAUUCCUGCCCGUGCGGACCUUUGUUUGAGUUCGGAAUCACGCAGCAUGCAGAGCGGGACAGGCCGGGGUAUACAGCAUCUCCCGAGAGCCAGGACAGGUCGUGUGGACCCUGAGUUUGUGUAGCUUGAGCACUUAAUAGGCACCAUGUGCUAACCAUCCUUCCACUCCCACUCCCGGAAAAGUCACCACCACAACCACGUGGCCAUUUCCUCGUGGUGACUCCCAACCUAAGGCAAGCCUGAUAUCUACCCCUGGACUUCCUUUCUCUCUGAGAACAGUCACACGAGCGCCUGUGUCCACUUGUAUUUGGCCAGAGAGGGAGGUGUCCCCCGGUGGGGCGAGAGUGGCGUGGCCAGGGGGUGGACUUCUGCCACGAGAUAAACUUAGCGGGGACACAGUGACGCUGUCCCACAUCACAGUACCGCAAUCUCACUGGGUAACUUCUCGGGAUAGAUUUGUAAUCAAUACGGGUCUAUUUUUAUGUCAACUGGACACUGAAGAGUACCUUCCAGUCUUUUUCAAGAUUGUUAAAUUGAGUCAAGUCAUUGACUAAUUUGUCCUAUUUUUAUUUUUAAAAAAAGUGAAUGGAUGGAAAUGUGAAAUGUGAAUGUACAUUUCUUAAUUGCAACUUUUCUACUUGGUGUUUGCACUAUACUUUCUGGAGUCUUAUUUAACAAAAAUAAAGAGAAGAAAAAUCGCUUGACUAAA